Molecule: messenger RNA, 15856 nt
Organism: Xyrichtys novacula (pearly razorfish)
Lineage: Eukaryota; Metazoa; Chordata; Actinopteri; Labriformes; Labridae
Source: the annotation of a GenBank genome assembly
GGGGCACCUGAAGCUCCUCAAUACAAAUUAAAUUAGUAACCCUAUAAUCUAUCUUCACCUUCUAAAGAAAGCAUUCCAGGGUCAGACAGUGCUUUUAGAUAUUUAUCUGCGGCUACAUGUGUGUUUUCAGGUUCUCGAGUAAUCUUUCAACAGUAGUUUCUUUGGAUCCUCUUUAACUUGGGACAUGUGUAAGUAAACAAUACAGUCACAAGUACAGCAUACCAAUGUGAUUAAAAUCAAAGGUUCAUGUUUUGCAGAAGUAAUGCUCUCCUUAAAUAAUGAUCAUCAUUGGUUUAACCUACAAACAUGGACAAUUUUAUACCCUCACAUCUGCACCUGUAUUGUGUUUGGUUCAGUUUAAUGAAAGAUAUGGUGGCGGGGGUUAUAAGGAGCCUGCUAUUCAAUAAGGAUCUCUUUUUUUAUGCAGUGAGAGCUUAAAGACAGAAAACUUUAGACACAUACUUCUCAAACAGCAUUGAUAAAAGCAAUUUAUGUUGGUAAAUUUGUGGAUUAUUUACCAUAAGGCACCUGAAUCUCCUCAAUACAUCCAAAUUUAGUAAACCUAUAAUCUUUCUUCGCCCUCUAAAGAAAGCAUUCCAGGGUCAGACAGCGCUUUCAGAUAUUUAUCUGCAGCUACUUGUGCGUUUUCAGGUCAAGGACGUGUUCGUGCAGCAGCGUUAUAAACCCAUCCUUGUGACUCCUCGUUUUGACUGCUGCUGAUGCUGUGCGCACCGCACUGUGGGCUGGCUUCAGCCAAUCACGUCCGUUGGCGGCGGGAGGGGGCGGGGGGAAAGCAGUCAUUCCCUUCUAACUGACCGUGGAGCAGUUCACAUUCUUCGUCUGUCGAACCGCGGCAUCACGUACAGGUUCAUGCACCUCUGACUGGGCUGUUUUUUUGUUAAUUUAAACCCAAACAUCUUCACCUUAAAGCGCAGUAUUAUUUUCAUCUAACUGUCAUCCAUGAGAUUCUUCAGGCUUACCUUCAAGUGCUUCGUCGACUGCUUUUGAAUCCUUGUCAACGGCUGAACUGACUGCGGCGCCUCGUUAACAUUUUUCCAUCUCUUGGCUGAGCUGAGGGGUUCCAACGUGUGAUAAUCAUAAAAAACUGAGAUUUUAUUUAUUUCAAGAGGGCGAAAUAACACUCAGAAUAUCAAAGAGACAACUGGAGCACUGUAUACUGUGGCUACAUCUCUCCGUCUGCCUGCCUGAGCCCGCCGGGCACAUUGAAAAAAUCACUUGGGCAGCCCUUGGCUAUACCAACAGCCAGCAGCUUUGCUCUUUUUUUGUAAAAAAAAAAAAAAAAAAAAACGAUAUUUUUGUGCCGCUACCCUUCAACAUGUCACCUGAAUUGGAAGAAACCAGCCAAGGUGAGUAUGCACAAUGCUUGCAGAUGGCUCUUUAUUGACCAUUUGUUUCAGACACUAGCUUCAACAUGAGCACAUGCUGUUGAACCAGAGCAUCCCUGACUCACUCACUCACUCACUCGCUGCCUUGACGUUAUUCUUCAACCAUCUUCACCUAACUUACCUCAGUUUCAUUUUCAGAGCUGAAUCAACUGCAAAGAAAUCAUGUUGUAGCUACAAAUUGGUGUGGGAUGUGUCAUUCAAACUGGUGACACAGAAGACACAACAGUGAUGUCAAGUUUUACGUCAGUAUCAUUAGCAUUAUACUCUUACAUACUCUGUGGUUGGUCAUGGCAUGUAAGAUUGAGUGAGUCAUAGCCAUGCUACCUGAUGUGCAGGGGAUAUUUAGGGUUAUUUUAAAGAUAUAGACACAUUUAUAGAUUUUGUUUUUCAAAGAUGUGAUCUGUUUUGAUCAACUUUCAAUCAUCCAAUUCAGCAUGCACCCAUUCCUCACACACGAAUAAUCAUAACACGCAGGUACCCCUUUUUUUUCCCUUUCACCUUCCUCACUCUUUUCCCCUCCACUGUUCACACACCCCCUCAAACUGCUCUGAUCUGGAUUCAGCUGCCUUUGCUUUGCAUCCAGCACAGCACACACAGCAGCUGACAGAUAUGCAAUGGUACAAAUGGAGUGACACAUAGCUUUUUUAUUGUGCGUUUACUUGUAUUCUGUGUAAGUAGGAUAAAAGGAAACAAAAGCGUCUGUGAGGGUCAUAGGAGCUUGAGAUUUACCUCGGAGCGGUUGUGUGCUGUGUUGUACCGCAGUACACUAAUCAUCAGUCUCUCUGUGAGACGAGCAAAGGGAAGAACGGGGGAGGGCUUAGUGAUGACAAUAGAGCUGCAACGUGAUUUUAGCCUUUCAGACAUUAAUGAAGCUCACCAAUGCAAUGAUACAGCUGCUUUUAGCCUUGUUAUGGCUCUGUGCAGGUUUUAAUAAUCAGCACAGGUUGGGCUGAUGCUGUAUUGAGAUGAAUGGAAACACACAGCCAGCCCCCCCUCCCUCCAUUCAGUGCAAGUCUGGCUCAAGAGACAUCAAUCAUUUUUCUCUUAUGUUGACAUGGAGAGUAAACUAAAUAUUGCCGAAUCGAUGCUAAUUCUUGUUGUUCUUUGUCUUCCUAUCGUCUAGCUAUGUCUCAUUUUUCUCAUCUUUCUCGUCUCUCUAUCCCGUCCAGGUGAAAUCAGUCUCCCUCAAUUAGAGGCCGGGGCCUUGUCCGAGGAGGAGAGCGGGUCGGCUCGCCCCCUGGUACCUGUGCCUGGAGCUGGCCCAGGGUGUGGUGGUGCGGGGGGAGGAGCUGGUCCGCCACAGACCCAAGACGGGGCUGUGUCUGGGACUGGAAACGGGGCUGUGGCAGUUCCAGCGGUGGAAAGAGAAACAUGGACCAGACAGAUGGAUUUCAUCAUGUCCUGUGUGGGUUUUGCAGUCGGUUUGGGCAAUGUGUGGCGGUUCCCUUACCUUUGCUACAAGAAUGGAGGAGGUGAGCUUCAGAGGAUGUAAAAAGAUUGUAAUUUGACUGCAUGGGAAGCACCUUUGAAAUCUCUUGGGUUCUAGUUCAUAUAGAUCUUAACCAAAACAUGCCCACAAAGUUUUAGUUUUAGUUCUUCCAUGCAUGAACUCGUCUUGGAAACUUCCAUUUUGUGGUCUGGCCAUGAUAGUGUUGUUAUCAGCCCCUAACACUGCAUCCAUAAACACUUUAUAAGUCUGAAAAUAUUCAUUUAAACUCCUACUUAUUUUGGUAUCUGAAGGUCACAGCUGUUUGGAGUCUGUUUGUGAGGAAGCUUGGUGUUUACUAAGCUCUUGUGAUCUGAAUGCUAAAGUGAAUAAUACAAACUCAUUCUUAAUUUUCAACACUUCUGAAAUAUUAUGAAAUUGAGAAUCCAUUUUCAAGUUGAGAGGGGUCAUUUUUUGGUUAGGACCUGGUGCUAUAUGAUUAAAAAAUCGAACAUUUGCUCUUGUUAAGUUAACAGUUCCCUGAUUGGACAAGGGUUAAAGUCAGCAUGGCAUACUGACAGAGCGGUACCUGCGUGGUUGUGAGCACGUAGCUAGAGAGACCUGCCCACCUGAUUGGCUUCACUUUAUAUUUGAGCUGCCCGCUGUUCCGCAACUGAACUCAGUGCAGUUGACCUACAAUGUUUUAGCUGGCACUUGAGGCUGUUUGCAGUGCUGUAAAACUUCCCCUGCAUCCUAUUAUUUCAUGUCUGUCAGUUUGUCCUUAAGUAACCUGACCUGCUUCAGCUUUUGGCCUGGACUUUCUCUUAUCUCUACCCUACCCACGAUUUUUUAUGACAUGUUCCGUUGAAAUGAAAAUAAAUAUGAGGCUGUUUAUGUGUGUGUGGGUGUGUGUGUAUGAGUGUGUGUGUCUUUGUCCAGCCCUCCCUUUCUGUUGUGUGUGUGUGCAUCUUGUGACUGAUGGCUCCGAUACCCACCUUCUGGUAUCAUAUAACAAUGGCCUGCCUCACACAGUCCACCCCCUGUGCUCCUGCCCAGCACUCAUGCAGCAUACAAAGGUGCUCUCUCCCACUCUCCUCCUGAUAAGGAGGCAUAUGGAUGUGUCACACAAUAAUUGUCCUGUGACUGUGCCUGUCCUUUCCUCCCUUCCACGUCUGCACAGCAACAUUAGCCGUAGACCUUGAUUUUCUCUCUCUCUGACUAACCCAGUGUACACGCUGUAAAGCAACAACACUGGUAUCAGAUGAGGGCUCGGGCUCCUCGUCAGCUUUGAGACAGUAAUAGACGAAUGUACUGUACUGUGAAUGAAUGCGCCGCAAAUCUGGUUUCUCUAUUUAUUCCAAAGUCAUCAAAUAAUCUUAAUGUGUCUGGUCCACUCAUGAUUAGAAAGGAUUAAUAUAAGCCUAUUAAAGAUGCUUUUUAUUUCCAUGAUUCGGCCAAAAUGUUUGGGGUAUGUAUGCACAAGCAUUUUCUCCAUUCAUUCCAUUCACGCCUCCCAUUGCAUCUCUCUUUUACUCCCUCUCUUUCUCUUAGCGUCUGCCUCUCUCUCUCUCUCUCUCUCUCUCACUCUACCACUCCUCUCUCUCUCUCUGUCAGACUCACGCUCACGAAUGUUUCCUUAUAAGGCUGUAGCCCUCUGCUCUCACAGAAUGACAUAAAGCUUGAUUGACUGAAUCAGACGCAAAUUAUCAAUAGCCCUGUCUCAGAGGCGACCGGGUCAAUACCUUGAUAUGUACUUUUGUAAUCGCUGAGUCCCCUCAAACGCAACAUUGUCCCAGUUUUUCCCUGCCUCCCGUGACUGUAAUGUAUCCACCUUUCCCUCCUUUCUUCUGAGCCUCUCUCUCUGCUCUGCGUCACAGCUGGUCAUGUGACGCUCUCCCAUUUGCGUAACGUGGCGCUAUCAGUCAGUUAUGUUAUUAUUUAAACAAAGCUGUUGGUGUCGGAAUAAGUGACUGACAUAUCAUAAGCCAUCUUUUUCCUUUUUUUUGUGUGUCCACAGUAGCUUCUCCUACAGUUUGAGAUUAUUCAAGGAAACACAGAGCACUGAUCAAAUGCUCUUGGCGAAAUCUCACAAGUCCUAGAUGUCUUUAUUAAGUCUAGUUACUCCUGUUGGGGUCUAGUUUCUUAUUCCUGUCUCCAUUUGAUAGUCCUCCGUCUGCCUCCGCUCCCCUCGACUGCUCUGUUCAAGGACAAUACUCGCCAAAACAGUCCAAACACUUGUGGAACAAGAGAUAAUGCAGUCAUUUCCCACAUACACUUUCAGUGGGUCUCUUAUCUGUGGCCUUGUCUUUCCUCCUGCUUGGCUUUCGCUCUUUUUCCCCGUUGCUUCUUGUUGUGUCGAAUGCUUGCUCAGGAAGCGCAAUGCCAGUAUUUGUGCAGUGAGUCCUUCAGAGCUUGAUUAACAUGACUUUGACCUCAGAUGUUCUUUUUUUGAAGCGCUGUUUGUCCAUUUUGCAAUUACAGAACCGAGAUGGACAUAGCUACUGAUUAACUUUGUUCAACUAAUUACGCAAUAAAAAAAAACAUCAUUAUUAGCUUGAUGUGAUACAGAUAAAAUGUUAAUCUCCUGAUGUUAUUACCUCUGUUAUGAAUCCUUCUUCACUUCAUGUACCAGCCUCUAUCAUUGACUGUCUCUUCCCCCCUUAGACUUAUCAAAAGGGGGUCUUUGUUUAUUAUUUUAAACAAAACUUAUCUAACACACAAAAAUUCAGCGUCUUUCUAAAAUUAUUUUCACAUUAUGUUAGAGAUUGUGUUCAUACUUAAAAACUAAAUAAAAUAUUGAUGCUAUGUCAUUUCAUUUUAUUCACACUCAAAUGUCUGUUUUUGAGUUAUAUUCAAUGUUUUAGAGCAUUUCCAGAAUAAUAUUAUGCACUUCAAAUAUCAUUUAAUAGAUGUGACCAUGACAGGGAUUUAUAUUAGGGCCUGACCGAUUUAUCAGCGAGCCAAUUAAAUCGGCCAAUUUUAGCCCAUUUGAGACUAAUUGGUAAUCGGCCAAAACUCGCAGAUUUUCUCCGAUAUUUUCAGAAAUAAAAUGCGGAGAAUAAGAUUCGGUUUCACUUCGAAAAAUGUUUCGCCAUUUGAAAAGAUCCCCCGACUUAUCCUGUAGAUGGCACAGCGACCUCAUGACAAUGUUCAUCCACGAACUACCUCACAGCACAGCAGAGUGACGGCAGCUCAGGGAUGCGCGGAGGAGAGUGGUCCGCCGCAACAGUAAAUAAACCAGUUUGUGAAAUACACAAUAAGUCAAGUUUCAGUUCAACCCACUUCAUGAUGUUCCCCGCUGUGCUGGUCUGGGUCACGCCAAGUAAACGGUGAAGCACCAUGUAAUAUGCAAGCUAAAGUUAGAGUUAGCCAUCUGCUAUUAGCCUUGCUACACUGUUAGCCGUGCCAGUAUCGGUAGAAUAAACAACAGUACACAUUGCGUGAUCGAGCUACUUCUCUUACUGAGGCAGCUGUGUGUCUCCAGAUGAGGCCGGACCGAAAAUGUGUAACGUGAGUUAAGACGCGAAGGCACCGAUCGGUGGGAUAGUUGAAAACGCUUUUCUGGUCCGAGUUUGAUCAGUUGGUCUUCCUGUUGGCGUGAAGAGCAGUAGCCUAUAGUAUAUCUACAGUAUAUAGUGUACUGUAGAUAUCUACAGUAUAUGUGAUUUUAGAAAUUCAUAAAAAAAAAAUUUAAAUCAGUAAUCGGAUUUUUUUCCCCCCUAACAAUCGGCAUCGGCCCCAAAAAAUCCAUAUCAGUCGGGCCCUAAUUCAUAUGUUAUUUUUGUUGCAGGGGUAUUUCUCAUCCCCUACCUGCUGAUUGUGUUCAUCGGUGGAAUCCCGGUCUUCUUCUUGGAGAUUGCACUGGGCCAGUUUAUGAAGCAGGGAGGGGUCUCUGCCUGGAACAUCGCACCCCUCUUCAAAGGUUACUACCACAUGUUAAAAUCCCUCUGAAGUAGGUCUAUAACGCAGUGUGAUUUCAACUUUAUGUGUAAAUCCUUUCUCUUUCCAUCAGGUCUGGGCUUGGCCUCAAUGGUGAUAGUGUUCUUCUGUAACACCUACUACAUCAUGAUUUUGGUGUGGGGCCUCUACUUUCUCUUCCACUCCUUUACCAACCCACUGCCCUGGGCCACCUGUGGACACCCCUGGAACACCCCCAACUGUACACAGGACUUCCGCCGCGCCUGCCACAACCGUAGUGCUACCCAGGCAGCUCUGCUGUCAACUGAUGCCUCCUCCUCCAACCCCCUCGCUCCAACCACGUCCCCGUUGAACCUCUCCUCAGCCCAGCUUCUCCUCAAUGGCAGCUGUAUGGAGGUGGAAGGCAUGCGCUCCCCAGUCAUCGAGUUCUGGGAGUAUGUCACACACUGCCUGAGUUUUUGUCAUUUCACUUCAUAUACAUGAUGGAUUUUUAGCCAGAUUUAGUCUAGCAAGAAAUUUACUCUCCCGCAAACUACAAGUUUAUGAACUUGUUGAACUAAAAUUUAUAAAAUAUUUAAUCCUGAAGUCUGUUACGAUUCGUCUUUGCUAACUUUUUUCUUUGCUUGGAAUUUUUUAUUUAUUUUUUUUAACUCUGAUUGGUUAUGUUAUGUGUUGUUUUGUUAAACCCAGGUCCAAUAUCCCUCCACAUUUUCCAAAUCUUUCAAGUUUUUACAUGCUCCUUAACUGAGGAGCAGAUAAUGGUGACAACUGCUCUGAUAUCCCACAGAUUUGGACAGCCUGUAUGAUACCAGUAUGGCUAUCAUGUAAGCACAAUGAUUAUGGAAAUGGAACAGUGUGUCUGGAGAGAUUUUGAAAAUCUAAAUUUACAUCUAUAAAGAUUUCCGUUGACUCAUCUUCUGCCAAAUGACUAAUAAAAUUUAACAAGGUACUGCAUCGAGGCGCUGUGUACUUUGAGUAACUUUCUGACCUUUGUUCGGUCAGAAGCUGCUUUUAUGUCACUGACACUUCACUUUUCUGGUAUCCAUCUUGCACUUGCAAAGCCUAUAAAUGCCUAAUUUGGCAUGCAAAGCUACAGUUACUUUUAUUCUGUUGGAGUUAUAUAUGAACCUUUACUGUGUGUCUUCAAAGUGUGCUUUUGGAAACCUCCCUUCUUUCCCCUCUUGUUUAAUGCUGCAUCUCUUCCUUCCUUCUAGACGUAAAGUACUUCGUCUCUCUGGCGGGCUGCACGAGCCUGGUGACAUCAGCUAUGAGAUGGUGCUGUGUCUUAUAGCUACUUGGGUCAUUGUUUACUUCUGCAUGUGGAAAGGAGUCAAAUCCACCGGCAAGGUAAAGCAUUUUCUGUCUGUACUGUUCAUGAUUUUCAAUGUUGUAUGUCGAUUUGGGUUCAUGGAGAGCAGAUUAACAGUACUGGCUCGAUGAAUUUACUGUAAGUGAAGGUAUUACUCUCUUUUGUCAGGGGUGAUGGAGUAUUUGCAUGGCAGAGUUUCAAAUCAUUGCAGCAUGUUGGCCCUUGGCCCCAGUGAGAAAAUCAUCGUCUAGACUGAAACACAAAAAUAAUCACACUUAUUUAUUAUUUAAAUGUCUGCUAAUUUGUGUGGCUGCCUGAUUUCUCAGGGAAUUUAUGUAUAUGAGCAGCUUAAUGUUCUAAUAAGGCUCUAAUCUUCACUUGAUCCGUAGAUCCCUAUUAUGUUUUUCUCUACGUAAAUCUUAGUUAGAGCGACUCCUCUUUAAUAGUUUGUAAAGAUGCCUUCUUUUUUGUAAAUGUGUCCUGCCACAUCACCGUAUGAACGCAUCUUUAUUUGUGUUACUUGGGCAUGUCUGUGUUUGCAUACUUGUGUCUCCAGAGAAGCCAAAGCUCAUAGUGCGAGGGAGAAAAAAUAAUGAAGGCGAUUGAGCCAGCCAGCUGUAAGCCGAUUAGUAGCUUUCCACCAUGUAGAUGUUUUAGAGCUGGAAGGGGCUUUUCUGCCAAUGUUCACCCUAGAUCAAGGCAAAUAUGUGCUUUCUCACUACUUUGCUCUCACCAUACUGAUUUAGCUUGGACUUGAUGCUGUGAUUAGGUAGCAGGGUGCAGUUUUCUCAGCAUAACUUGACAAAGACUACCUUCUGAAAAGGUCUGCCAAAAACCCCUGCUAUUGCAGGAGGUUUACAAAUUGUCUGGCUUUCCAUUUACAGGCUACCUUUUCUUCAAAGUAACAUGACAGGGCCCAUUACACAUCUACUUCAGGAAGGACCUAAUGGGCUUCUACUUAAGACUUGAGUAUUUGCAAAGCAGGUAAUUGCUCAAUCAAAGUGAUAAAAAUAUACUAAGGUGCAAAUAUAUAAACACUCAUAGAUCAUAGAUGAUGGACAAUUUCAUAAGCACUGAACUUUUCCAGCUAGCUUGUUAAAUUCAUCACAUAAUUACAUAUGUAAUGUACUUGCGUGUAUUUGUAGGUGUUAAAAUGUUUUAAGGGUUUACUAUGGAGUCUUUUUUUCACUCAAUGCAAGCUAUAGUGCACAGAAUUCACAGCUCACCUCACCUCCCCCAAGUAUACCUUACAAAUUUGGUCCCAGAGAAUCUACAAGUGUACUUCACAGCUCUCUUUUUUCAUCUUUCUGUAGGUUGUGUACUUCACUGCUCUUUUCCCAUACCUGGUUCUGGUCGUCCUUUUGGCCCAUGGAGUCACUCUACCUGGAGCUUUGGAUGGGAUUGUUUACUACCUGAAACCGGACUGGUCUAAACUUGGAGAAGCCCAGGUAUGACCAUUGCAUAACCCAACAUCUGGCUGCCCCCCGAACGUUUGCCUCUUUCUGUGUAGCAACAAGAAAAUAUUGCAUAUUUGUCCAUCAGUGUCGAGAAAACACAAUUCAAAAAAGUGUAAAACAUUAUCCGGAUUAUUCCGUCUUUUACAGGUGUGGAUUGAUGCUGGCACUCAGAUUUUUUUCUCUUAUGCCAUCGGACUGGGCGCUCUGACUGCGCUGGGCAGCUACAACCGCUUCCAUAACAACUGUUACCAGUGAGAUGACACACGACACACAGUACUUCACAUCACACACUACUGUCACUGGAAUAAGGCCAACAUCAACACUAACACCGUCAGCCAGACUCUGUGUUCUGCCACAUGUCACGGUAGAAUAUUAAAGAAACAUUAAGUUUCUUUCACUGGGUAGAAACAAGCAGAAAGAGAGCAACUUCAGUUUGUUAAAGUCAAAUUAAAGCUAUGGUCUACAAUCUGAAAACCAGUUUUGGCUGUUGAGACAGAUUUAAAAAAAGCAGCCUGUUCCAAGAUCCCGCCCCCCUGCCCGUGUCGCCUCCUAACAACACGCCCCCUCCGAUAGAGCAAGAAGCCGGUCGGCAGAAAAUAUCAGUGGCAAAGCUAGCUUAAAAAAUAUCUCUCUUGGACCGGCGCGAUCAAAACCAUAUAUUAGCGGGGCGAAGCGGGUCUGGUGUCACCACUGCUAGCCAGUCAGAGCAGAGCCGAUUGUGGGCGAGGCUUUACCUUUCUCGGUGUGUCUUCCCCAGCUCAGUUUACAAUGCUAAAGAUACGUGGCUAACUUAUGCUAAAAUCUAUUGACAGAGCCUACCCGUUCCGACCAACAACGUUCAGUCAUUAGCCGGAGUAGGCACAGACUAACCAGAGUUAUUCAGCAGAUCUCCCACUGUAGUAAACAAAGUAAUUACCUGUUCAACGGAAAUUCGGCUGUCUCAGCGGUUGGACGUUUCUCUGAUGUAGACUCUCCGUUGGCGCCUGUAUCGCUCAUAUUUCUUCCUUAACUUCAGGCUUUUCCUCGAAACUUCUACGUUUCCUUCCCUUCGAUGUGGAGGGUAACAGAAGCGGCCUCCUGGUUUCGGUGUUUGUCUCCGACUCCAUUGCGCUUCAGUAGCUGUGCAGCUAGCUAAUCACAUGUACGUGAGGGGGGUAGUGGGAGGAGGCGGACCAUGGGCGGGACGGUGUGGACCAAUCCAAACCGUCGUAACCCUGGCGGUUCAGAUUGGUCGAUUAUUAUGCCUUUUUGCAGCGGAUAUACUGAAUGGAUUUUUUUCGUUCUUUUCGAUCUUUAUAUUGCGUAUAUCGGAUCAUAACGGCCUUAUAAACAAUGUUAUUAAUAAGUACCAAGCUUCCAAAUGGUAGACCGUAGCUUUAAAUACAAGAAGGUCCAAAACGCCUCAAAUAUUAAACACUAAGCCAUUUCUUUUCCUGAUGUAAGUAGGAGUAAAUCAGCUGUCAGCGAGCACCAAAGUGAGUUCUUUAUCAUCCAUUAGGCUUUAUCUUAAUCUCAAGCAGUCAUUCCACUGUGCCUUCUUAAAGCUGAAGACAUAAAAAGCAACAAUAGCGGGUCAGAGAUAGAAGCACAAGCCUGUGUCACACAGUGUGCGUAUAACAACAGCUGGCCUCACAUGUGCUGUUUUCUGUUGGAUGCUUGGUGAGCUCGCAUGCGUUUACCCCAAACAGGCAGAUAUGUAAACAUAAUAAGAACUUUACAAGGUAGCUCCGUGGAUAUAAUUGUUUUCUAAACAGCAGCACUUGCAUAUUUGGAAUGUCCAUAAUAGGAGGAGCUUCACAAAUACCCCGCCAUCCGACUUUUUCUCUGCCUUGACCUUAAUUGGAAGUUAAAAGAUGAGAUCAGAUUCUGAGGUAUGUCAGCUCAGCUCUGUUUCUCACACACACACACACACUGUAAGCACAAGAAUAGCUAGAGCUGUGUAUAUAAACUGCUCACGGAUGCCGAGCUAUGGUAUAUUUUCAAAGAACACAAUUUCGGGGGUCAUGUUCACUUGAUUCCAGAACACAUAGCUUAACUUUUCAUGUCUUUUUUUAAUUUCAUGCUAGCUAUGGAGCUGCAGGGUUCACAGUCUGUUUAUUUGUCCGUCUAAGAGAUUUAGGAGCGGAGUGAAAGUAUAACACUCCCAAUGCCUCCACAGAGGAAAAACAAAAGAGAAAGUGCCCUGUUAUGCUAGCUUUCAACAAAAACUACAUCUGCUUGUCUCAAAUGAACACACGAGGAACUGCAUUUUUGCGUUCUUCGUAUGACAAUGAUCGAUGCAGCUUUCAGUGGAAUAAUCCAGGUCUGGCAGUAUUGAGCUCGGCCUGACAACAUAUAUGACAAAUGCAUGUACAAAGACUUGUUGUGGCCUGCUGUGUAUGCUCAGGCACUCUUGAUAGCCAUGAUUAUUAACAUCCAUAGGCACUCCUCACAGCACAGCUUCAUUCAGACGAAUAGAGCCUAAUGACUGAGUGCGUCUUGCUUCUGGAUACAGCUGGUGUUACAACAGACAUCAUUGUGCAGCUGUUGUUUAAACAUUCUUCAUAUCAGAAAGGAUUCUUGGCUGAUGUUGACUUAUCAGGAUAAACAGGAGGUCAUUUUUUUACCAUGACCGCUGUAUUACAAGGGCUGUGCUCAUGCGUAAAUGAGAAUAAGAUCCCCCUUAUUAAGUAUUAAAGCGUGUAUCAUUAUUGUUGUACUUUUAUUUAUACAUAGUGUGUAGUGCUGAGGGUUUUCUUUUACUCUUUCCCUCUCAGACCUUGAGACGGGCCUCCCAUCAGCUAUUUUCGUUGCUCUUUGUCUCUACCUGUCAACGCCAGAGACAACAACAGCUUUCAGAGAAAUUGCUAUUGAUCCUAAAUUCGCUAUCCCAGCCCAUCUCCUCUGUGGACCGAGUUUGUCUUGAGUGUCCUACAUGAACCUCAUAUUACAGCACGUUCUAAUGUACCUGAGUCUCACAGUUUAACUCUCUCUUUCUUCCUCUGUACAGGGAUGCUUUCCUGCUGGCUCUCAUAAACAGCGGAACAAGUUUCUUUGCAGGCUUUGUGGUUUUCUCUGUGCUGGGCUUCAUGGCUGCAGAGCAAGGCGUGGACAUCAGUAAGGUAGCUGAGAGUGGUAAGAAUUACGGCAAGGCUGCAUGAAAGCAAGUGCAGUAAGCUCAGAAUCGACAGUAAGAGCUGAAUUCCAUGUAUGGUUCAUGGCUCUGACUCUGUUUCUCAACAUGCAGGUCCUGGUCUGGCAUUUAUAGCCUACCCUAAGGCAGUGACCCUGAUGCCUCUGGCGCCACUCUGGGCAGCACUUUUCUUCUUUAUGUUGCUCAUACUGGGCCUGGACAGCCAGGUAAUUCUGAUCCCUGUCACAUUUGAGCUUGUUUUGUAGAGACACUUGCGAACAAAAACAAAUCAGAAGCAGUAUACGGAAGAAUUUCCUGCUUCUAUAUCGUAUCCAGUUUUAGCUUUAGUUUCCGAAGCAGCAUUUUUGUUGUGUGUCUGUUUGAGCCGGAGCCUACAUCCAUUGUUUUACAGCCCAGGGUUUUUGUCAAUGAGCUUCUGUCCGAUUCACACAGAGAGCGUCUGUCUCCUCUCCAAUCCAUUCAGUUAUUCUCACUUGUCAUUCUCUCCCUCAUUUCUUCUUCUCCUGUCUUUCUCCGUAGUGCUUACAUUGUUGCUUUAAUGAAAGCUGUGAAAAUAGCUUUGUUCCUCUGGAGGUUUGUGUAAAAAGUCAAGCAUGGGCUGGCUGAGGAUAGGUGUCUGAAUCUCGGCUUAUAUUCUCUCCUGCACAGACACACAAAUAUAAGUCUUGGAACUGUUUGAGAAGGAACUGUACACCACAGUACAGGAUUCAGAAAGCUAAAACAAAGAGCCGAGCAGCUGAUGCAUGAUCCUUAAUGUUUCAUUUUUAAGGAUUUGGAAACAUUUUCAGUUUCGAUGUUAUUCCCCAGGACAGAUAAAUGUUAUGUUUUACCUUAAAUUGUAUUUGUGGGCAUCAGAAAUGUGCUUUUCUAUCAUUCAUACUGAAUUUUUCAGUUUGUAGGGGUGGAGGGUUUAAUAACGGGAAUCAUGGAUAUGCUACCCCCCAAAUCUGCCCUGGGCUCCCUGCGACGAGAGGUGGUAGCAGCCAUCUGCUGCGUCAUCUGCUUCCUCAUCGACAUGUCCAUGGUCACCGAGGUACAGUGAGGACUUUCUUGACUUUUUCACUCAUACUUAUUCAAAAGUAACACAACCUAUCACUAUGAGGCCAGAGAAAAUAAUCAGAAAAAUGCUGAAAAGUCUUUUUUAAAUUGGAUUGUUAGCCCCCAUUCUGAAGAAGGCGUAAAAAAACGAAUUUCCAGGGAGACACUUGGAUGAAAGCCUAAAGAGUGGGGACGAGGCUGGAAAAUAGGUCACACAUUAAGUAUUAACAUUGUGGUCUUAAUGCUGACUGCUUGCUCUGUUUGUUACAGGGAGGGAUGUAUGUCUUCCAGCUGUUUGACUACUACUCCGCCAGUGGCAUCACUCUGCUGUGGCAGGCCUUCUGGGAGUGUGUUGUUAUUGCAUGGGUCUAUGGUGAGAGAGCACCCAACUAUCACAGCACAUCCAACACAAACACCACCAUUCAAAGCAUAAUCAAAGCGUCCCUCUGUCGUGUUUAUCAGGCGCAGACCGUUUCAUGGACGACGUGGCUCGUAUGAUCGGCUAUCAGCCGCUCCCCUACAUGAAGUGGUGCUGGUCCUACAUCACGCCUUUUGUCUGUGUGGUGGGUGCAGCUCUGUGUGCUUUUCUUUGAGUUUUAUCAACCAUUUUACAUAAUACUGACCUCUAUUGUGCACGCAGGGAGUGUUCCUGUUCCACGUAGUGAACUACAAGCCCCUUACCUACAACACAGUGUACACUUAUCCCUUGUGGGGUGAAGCGCUUGGAUGGGCACUGGCUCUGUCUUCAAUGCUCUGUAUCCCUGUUACCGUUCUGUACAAGCUACUGCGCUGCAAAGGAUCUUUGCGGGAGGUCAGUGUGCUUAGGGGCAGGCAUGCAUGGUCAUUCACUCUCUUUUAUGAGUGUUUCUGUUUAGAGUCUGCAGAAAUGUGUCUCCUUGGAUACUGCCCAACCUUUCUUGCACGUUAUUUAUUUAGCUAAUACCCUUGUCACUCAUUAAAGAAAGCCCUUUCGAGCAGGUCGAAGCAUGUCCUCUAUUGACAGCUCUUAUUUUUGCCCUUGUCUCCCUCCACACAGCGGUGGCAGCACCUUACCACACCAGUUUGGGGUAGACAUCACCUGGAGUACCUCGCCCCUGAGAGCGAGGCCAAACUGCUGCCCCCUGCAGGCACCAAGAGCACGCUUCUCUUUGAAAGUGUCAUCUGAUGAGCUGAGCCCCACAGAUUACAGAGCAAAGGUUGCCCCCUGACAGUUACACACACACACACAUUUACACAAACUGACACACACGCUACACAUGACACAUGCAUUCUACACAGGCCCGAUAAGAGCAAUGCCCAGAUUUAUUAAACUAAACUGCUAAGGAGAAGCCCUGGACAAAUGGACCAAAGAAUACAUGGGAAAAGAACUGAAUUACACAUCCUCGACCAUACAGUCAUUGUCACACGCUGUUAAACCCUCUGCUCUGCUUUUCUGACUCUACCUCGCUGACUCCGCCCUCUCUCUCUCUGCUCCCUGCCUUUGUGCUGUCCUGUCCUGUCUCGUCCCGUGGGUGUUGUGUACCUGUGUAGCCGUGAUAUCUUACCUCUCUGUGCCCAUUUGUCAGGGUUUUUAAUGGCCUCAUCCAUCCAAACAUGUCGUGUCCUGUUGUGAGCAGAAACUUAAAAAGAUUCUAAUGAAACUUUCUUCAUGAAAGACCUCAUAUCUGCUGCUGAUUUGCUAUGGUCCGAGUGUGUCUGUUUGAACUUACACAAUGUUUGUGCGUCUGUACCCAUUGUGUGUGUGUGUGAAUGUGUGAGUGUGAGCAUGUGUCCUCGAGGGGAUGUUUGUGUCGGACCAUGGCGGUAGUGUCUUCAUUUGUAUGUGAAGUAGCCUUUCAGGCCAUUGUUCCUGCCAACUGUAUUCUCUCAAUCAACUGUACAAAAACAACUUCCAUUUGUAAAGAAAAAUAGUGAUACUGAUAAUCAAAAAGAGACAAUGCAUCACCACUUCCAGCUGUGUGUUAUGAACUAUCUUAAAUAUCCAGUGUAUUGUAGGGUCUGUGAAUCAGUGUUAAUAUUUGGAGGGGGUGAUGAUCAGUAUUUCCACCUUAAAAGAAGGAGAAAUUGUAGACUGAACUGUGCAAAAAGCAGGAGAGUGGGACGAGGGGAGGGGAAAGAGACUUGAUGCCAUGUCAGGAAAGAAGCAAUAAAUGACCUGAUAAAGAUGGA